Molecule: messenger RNA, 5119 nt
Organism: Seriola aureovittata
Lineage: Eukaryota; Metazoa; Chordata; Actinopteri; Carangiformes; Carangidae
Gene: tox4b
Product: TOX high mobility group box family member 4 b
Exons: 10
Coding region: 1675-3720 (681 amino acids)
Biological process (GO): regulation of transcription by RNA polymerase II
Cellular component (GO): nucleus
Molecular function (GO): chromatin DNA binding
Source: RefSeq, a predicted model, not a curated record
AUCAUCAUGAACUGUGAGGCUACAACCAGCAAUUACUUUCAUUAUCAAUAGGACCGACAGUUAUUUUAUUUAGCAAUCAGUUGAUUGUUCAGUGUAUAAAAUGUCAGAACAUGGUGAAAAAUGUCCAUGGUUUUUUCAUCUCUAGACUUCUGGUUUCUUUUUGAGUGCCUUGGGAAAUACUGAAACUGCCUUGGGUCAAUACAGGGGCCCAAAAACAAACUUUUGCCCCAGUGCCUGCUAGGCAUGUAAGGAUUAUGAGACAAUGGGCCCUUGGGCACAGGCAAGUUAAAUUUCACCCACCCCUCCAACACUGGAGCAAGACCGCCACACUGAAACUUGUUGUCAUUUCCUGUCUCUUGAAGUCGUUGUGUGACUUUUUGUGGUCAUUUUGAGUAUUUUGUGGUCAUUUUGAGUCUAUUUUUGGUCAAUUUGUGCUUCUUGUGUUGUGAGUUGUGGGUGUUUGCAGUAUCUGUGGGUAUUUAGAGAAUCUUUGAAGGUGAUUUGCAUCUCUUUGUAGUCAUUUUCAAUCUCUUUAUAUUUGUUUUGAGCAUUUGGUGGUCAUUUUGUGUCUCCUUGUAGGUGUUUGAUUCUCUUUGCGGUUAUUCUCAAUCUUUUUGAGAGUGUUUGUGCCUUUUUUUAAUCAUUUUGUGUCUCUUUGUAGUUGUUUUGAGUCUCUUUGUGGUCACUUUCGGUCUCUUUAUAGUGAGUAUAGCAUAAUUUUGUAGUCGCUCAAUUGACUUUCAAACAAGAGAUAUAAGUAUCUUCAAACAGAGGCUUGAAUAUAAGGGACCCCUGGCCACUUGGGCCCUUGGGCCUGUGUCUUUUUGGCUCAUUCAGUAAUCCAUUCAUGUCCUAAUCCGGGCAUGGUGUGGGUAGCAAAUAUGUUUGCUGUUUUUGCAUCUGAAGAAUAAAAUCGAUUUUUUUUUUUUUUUAGUAACUUAGUCUUUUGAUUUUAUUUUGAAAAUCGUAUCGCUCAACAUCCGGUGAUGGCGUCGUUUACUUGACCCCUCUCCACUUUAUCCUGUCCGUGAUCCGUGUCUCGGGAUCCACUGAGCAGCCUGGCCCGGGCCAACACGAAGCAAAGGCAGGGGGGGGGGUUCGGUCUGUCUUCCGUCGCUGUCAGACACCUUGAAACGAUCGUUUUCGUUAUCCAGACCUCCGGGUCAGCAUCAACAGCUCGGCCGUUAAAAUUCCCUUCACCAUGUCUGCUCGCUCCGAAUGAGACGUUUAAGACCGGCAGACAAACGGGCUUCAGGCUGGCGGUUAAGUGAGGAGUACCGCAGCCUUGCGUCAAAGCCAGCUAAAGCUAAACCGUGUUAGGACAAGUCAGCAAGAAAGACGGGUAACAGCCACGUUACCUCGGUAGCUAGCCAGCCAGCCAGCCAGCCAGCGGACAGGUUAUUUUUGGCACGGUUGCUGGCGUGCACAUGCUUCGCUUUAGUCGUGUGAGCUAGCCCAACAUCUGUCCGAAAUCUGUCGGCGUUGGCGGUUUCAUUAGAAAUAGAGUUAACAUUGCCACGGUAUCUGGACUUGGCAUUUCCACUAAAGAGCUACAUGAAGAAACCACACAUUUUCAAGCCAAAGUAAAGCUAGAAAUUGUCGGUUUAAUUGCGUAACAUCUUGUUGAAUUGAAGAGGGGCCCCAAUAGCUAACAUAUGAGGCCCAGCUGAAAAGAUGGACCUGAAUUUUUAUUCGGAUUUAACGGACGGUACCGGGCAGCACGACGGUGAUCCGGAGUUCUUGGAUCCACAGUCUUUCAAUGGAUUUGACUCUGACAACAAGUUCCCUGGAGGCAGUGACAACUACCUGACAAUUUCAGGGUCCGGUCAUCCCUUCCUCUCCUCUUCAGAGUGUGCCACUAAACCCAUUGACCUCUUCAACCUCGCUGGAUCUGCUGGUGGAACCUUCCACACUCCCAGCCUUGGCGAUGAGGAGUUUGAGAUCCCUCCCAUCUCUUUGGACCCAGACUCGACCCUCACAGUGUCAGAUGUGGUGUCCCAUUUCGGGGAACUGUCGGACACUGGUCCCUCCGACAGCGUGGUGGUACCCGGGAGCGCCGUGGUCGAAGGGGACGACCCCUCUUUUGCCUCCACUUUUGUGAACGCCCCCUCACAGGGACUGGAGCACCUCAGUCUGGGGGUCAUGAACCAGUCGGGAGGAAGUACUCUGCUGGGGUCGUCACUGGGAAUGGAUCUCGGCCAUCCCAUCGGUUCCCAGUUCAGCAGCUCGUCUCCAGUAACAAUCGAUGUCCCGCUAGGCGAUAUGAGCCAGGGCUUGCUGGGGUCCAACCAGCUGACCACUAUCGACCAGUCAGAGCUCAGUGCUCAGCUGGGGCUCGGAUUGGGGGGCGGCAACAUAUUACAACGGCCCCAGUCACCUGAACACCCUCUGUCGGCCACGGCGUCGCCCACCAGCUCACUCCAGGACGAUGACAUGGAUGAUUUUAGAAGGAGUGUCCUGGUUGAAUCUCCAGUCUCUCUGGCCGUCUCUCCCGGAGUCAUCUCCCUCGAUCCCUCUCUGUCCGAUUCCCCGCUCUCCGCCCCGACCUCCAGCGUCUCUCCAGCUGUUGGACGGAAAGGAGGAGCAGGAGGAGGGAAGAAGGGGAAGAAGAAGAAGGACCCCAACGAGCCUCAGAAACCCGUGUCGGCCUACGCGUUGUUCUUCAGGGACACACAGGCAGCUAUUAAGGGACAAAAUCCCAACGCUACGUUUGGAGAAGUUUCUAAGAUAGUGGCCUCCAUGUGGGACAGUCUGGGGGAAGAGCAGAAACAGGUUUACAAGAGGAAAAACGAAGCGGCAAAGAAGGAUUACUUGAAGGCACUGGCAGAGUACAGAGCUAGCCAGAUUUCUCAGGCUCCCAUUGAAGUCAUGGACACUUCCCCGUCGCCUCCACCUCCGGCCCCAGCUCCUGCGAUCACAGCCACGCCUUCCCCUUCCACCUCAGCCACUCGCGCCACCAGGUCCCAGCAUUACAAUCCAGAGGAGAACACCAUCACCAACAUCUGUACCUCCAACAUCAUCCUGGACCUGCCCCAGGUCACCACGCGCUCCCGCACCGGCGCCAUCAAACCCCAACCUCCGCCUGCCGCCACCGCCCCGAACCCCCCCACCGUCACAAAGAUCAUCAUCAAACAGACGCAGCUGCCCUCAGGUGGUGUAUCAGUCACGGCGACGCCGGCAUCUUCGUCGCGGCAGCCGCCUCCGCUGCAGCAGAUGCAGAGCACCCCUCCGCCACCUCGGCUGCAGCAGAUGGUACACGCCCAGGCUCCUCCGCCUCUGCAGGCCAAACCCCGAGGCGGAGGCGCAGCUGCCGCCACGGCUCCUCCUCCACUGCAGAUUAAGGUUGUCCCGUCAUCGCGCCAGUCGGAUUCAAGUACGCCGAUAAUUGUGACGUCGUCCGGUGAGACGCCUACGUCGGGGUCCUCUUCCUCUGCUCUGACGGUGGAGGUGGGACAGUCGGCUGCUGUGGUGACGGGCGGAGAGGAAGUGGCAGAGGCAGAAGAAGGGAUGGAAGUGGAGGUGACUGUCGCCCCCGGCCCGAGCGUGACCCCGGCCUCCAGUCCAAACAUCUGUGUGCGUGCCGGCUGCACCAACCCCGCCGUGGAGAGCAAAGACUGGGACAAGGAGUACUGUAGCAACGAGUGUGUGGCCACGCACUGCAGAGACGUGUUCAUGGCCUGGUGUGCGAUCCGAGGGCAGAACUCCACCACCGUCACAUAGGGAAGGGACACGUCUGACAGGAGGAGUGCUACACGGAGAGAAAAGGACAAAGAUAACACAUGAAAUGCAAAUGAAGAGAGGAAGGAAUGAAUGAAUGAAUGGAUGGAUGGAUAAAAGCCAGACUGGGCUCAGGUAUCGGCACAUACUGGUUUGUUUCAUGUCUUGUCAGAUGGGCAGACAGUCAAAAGGAGAGUAUUUAAAAGCGCUAUAAUGUACUUUCCCGUGGCUCUGUCAUCCUGCACAGGAAAAAAAAAAAUUAUUUGCAAAUACUGCAGUGAGAAUGACAGCUCAUAACAACAUGAAUGGAUUAAUAAUAAUAAUAAUGAUAACACGGAAGAAAUCAGAGGAAGAAACUAAAGACUUGGUUCAGCUGCUCCAGACUUUCCUGUUGAUUAUUGUGAAUAUAAAAAAAUGGACUUGAUAAAAAGAAAAAAGAUAGAACAUUUUAUAUGUACUUAUGGUGUUUUUAAUUAUUUUGGAAAGAAAGAAAAAAAAAAGUGCAGGAAGGAAAUCAUGAUCUUGCAGAUGUAUUCAUUUCAACAAAACUCCACUUCAAACGUGUAUGCGCUUCCCUUUACUGUUACACUGAGGAUUGAUCAAUGUGAAUGAAAUCAGAGAGGUGAUUUUCUUUUUCUUUUUUUUAUUCUUCUUCUUCUUUUUUUUUUUUUUUUUUUUGAGUUCAUCAGUGCUGUGUGGGUGCUUCGGCGUAGACAGGCCAGUGGCUACUUUAGAGAUUUAGAUGACCAACAAGUGGGCAAAGCACAAACAGUCUUAAAGCUAAAUUGGAGUCGUACAAAAGGUUGAAAUGUUUAAGAAGCCAUUUUGAGAUGAGGUGGAAAUGAACCUGCCAAUAACCUAAUGCUGUUUGUCACCUUUAAAAGCCACUGUUUGGGAGGGGGGGGCGGGGGAAACCUACUAUAACUCAAAGGAUUUUACUUAAAACUUUGAAAACAGGUGCUAAGAUUCAGGAAAAAAAAAAUAGCUCUAAGGUUUUCUGUUCUCUUCUCCUGCUGAAAUACCUGGUGACAUAAGAGCUUUUUAGAAAUGUGGUGCGUAUUUUGUUUUACGAGGAACAUUUGUGGUGAAAAUUUGUUUGAGGAAAGAAAAAAAAAAACACAAUAUUGGAAUGAAAUAAACACACCAGCUCUGACAACACUAUUUACUGUAAGGGGAAAGGGAAUACAGUAUAAAAAAGCUUUAAUUUUUAACGUGACAGUGUUUCAUUUAAGGAAUUGCUUUCAGGUCUGUUAAAUAAUCAAAGAAGGGAGAGUUAAUUAAAAAAAAAAAAAAAAAAAACUGUUCCCAAUCAGAUGAAAUGAUGCAGUGAUCGGUCUGGUUUAUUGUAGAUAUCCUGGAAAUGUUUUUAACGGUGAAAUAAAAUAUUUUAUGUUUUAAUAUA